Messenger RNA from Colletotrichum higginsianum IMI 349063, 2016 nucleotides. Its product is annotated as Ankyrin repeat protein. The transcript has 2 exons. Gene Ontology annotation, cellular component: nucleus; cytoplasm. Gene Ontology annotation, molecular function: protein binding. NCBI's taxonomy places the organism in Eukaryota, Fungi, Ascomycota, Sordariomycetes, Glomerellales, Glomerellaceae. The record is from RefSeq and is a predicted model, not a curated record. Gene Ontology annotation, biological process: regulation of barbed-end actin filament capping. The coding region runs from base 1 to 2016 and encodes 671 amino acids.
AUGAGCAGCGAGUCUGCCAGAAUCGUCAGGGCACGUCGCUUUUUCGAGGGUGACAAAGCGACUGAAAUACUGGAGUGCAGAAACCACAGAGUGGUGGGGUCUGCUAGAGUCAACCUAAUCCGCCAACAGACUGGCGACAGUUCUCGAUGCAAGGUAAAAGGACUAUCACAUUUCAAUGUUCAAGAAGCCGAAUGGGCGGACGACGACGGCCCGGGUGUUUUGGCCACCGAGUUUCACGGGACAUUGAAUUCGUUGUAUGCCCUGGACAUUUUCUCGAGCUUUUUUGGGGCAGCUGCGAAGACUCUGGAAAAACAUCCAUUCUCCGGCCUCGCAGAGGUGCAUCCCAACAACGCAGCAACAGGCAAAGAAGCCUGGAAAUCGUUCUUUCUUCGUCACGAUCAAUUUUCAAAGUUGGCCAGGCGGAUUGAAACUAUCGGGCUCGGCAACCUGGACGACAUCUAUUUGAGCAUGAUCCCCUCUCUUAGUGUGGUGAACAAGCUCCCUGAAGGAACUGCCAUUGUGAAGCUGGCAAGCCAACAGGCCGAACAGUAUGAGAUCAAUCUUCCGCAUGCGUCUGCUAUUGUGGAGCUGGCAAGGCAGCCCACCAGACAAGCCGAUGAGCAUCACCUUUGGACAGAAGCCGGUGGGGUAUAUCUCUGGCUGCUUUCUAUUGCUAAAUCAUAUUCAACACUGAAUGACUUCUCAAUUCAGACAGCAGCGGUGGUGUUGGAGUUCUUGCGGCAAGUCAGCAUGGCCUUGGACAUGACAAACAUGGCACCACCAAGCAGUGACAUGGGAGACGAGGCCGUGAGAAGCCUCGAGGAACUGAAGAAGGAACUGCAGGACGAAUUCUUCAGCUGGCCUAAAGCUCAUCCCACCGUCGCAGCACUUUUGAGGUUAUAUGAGAUCCAGAGACGUGAGUGGGAAUGCGGGAUCCAGCUCGAUGAAGACCAAAAGAGCUGCGAGUAUCCUAUAAGUUUCCAUCUCACCGAAUUACACCAAGCAGCUUGGAACGAUAGCCUAGAUGACGCCUCUGCAUAUUCAGCAUUUAGAGUCGACCUAGCUGGGAAUAUCAACGCGAAGGACAUCUUCGGUUGGACGCCUCUGCAGUAUGCAUCAGAGCAUCGCCACAAGGUUAUAGGAGACUUUUUGGCUUAUGGAGCAAACCCUAGUCCCCAAGACUUAUUUGGAUGGACGCCACUACAUUACGCUUGUAAAUCUAGACCAGCGCAUGGUGACGACUGCGACAACGAUAGCAACAACGACGGCGGCGACGAUGGCAACAGCGACGGCGACGCCGAUGGCAACAGCGACGGCGACGAGGACAACAACUACGAGUCCGAAGAUGAUGAAGAUGACGAAUGUGACGAAGACGUUGACAAAGUCGAAGACAAUGAUGGCAAUAGCAACAACAACGUCGACAAUGAAAACGUGAGAAGUAGCCGCAAUGAGAACGAAGAAGAUCAAGACGAGGACGCCGACAACAAGGUGGACUCCAGCAAUAACGACAAUAUUAUCGACGUAUACGAAAUUAUAUGUACUCUUAUAAGGAAAAAGGCAGACACUACUGCUCAAGGCAGAGACGGAGUCGCGCCAAUACACUGUUCUGCGAUUGGGGGGUCUUUGAAAAUAUUGAAGCUAUUAGAGGAGUCUGGCGCUAACGUCAACGUUCUUGACGCGUCGCAGAGAACACCGCUCCUCUGGGCAGCGUUUCGCGGGAACCAGGCUGUUGUCGAGUAUCUGUGGGAAAAGUCAGACACAGAGCUGCGAGACAGUGACGGCAGAACGGCGUUGCAUCUGGCAGUGCUUUCAGGCCAUAUCCAGACAGCCACGUGGCUUGUUGAUAGAGGAGAGAAGCGCGAAGUCCAAAGUGUGGGCAUCUACAGUGGCAAGGCUACAUCGACCAUAGACGAGGUUGAUAUCACUAAACGCCAGGGUGUCGGCAUCUACGGAGGAAAGGCCUCCUCUUCCACCGAUGGCAAAGAGGUCGAGAAACGCCAGAGCUUUGGCAUCUAA